Messenger RNA from Miscanthus lutarioriparius, 3384 nucleotides. The record is from the annotation of a GenBank genome assembly. NCBI's taxonomy places the organism in Eukaryota, Viridiplantae, Streptophyta, Magnoliopsida, Poales, Poaceae.
AUGGCCACCAUCCCUGGUUUCCCUGUGCUUGUGGUCACCAUCUUGCUUGCAUUUGCAUGCACAUCCUGCUUCCUCUCAUUCUCAACUGCAUCUUCUUCAGCUCCUGCUACACUUCACAGCACGACAUCCGAUGAUACUGAUCUCCAGGCCCUGGUUUGCCUCAAGCUCCACCUCUCCGACUCCGACACCGCCGGAGCCAUGGCUUCAUGGAGCAAUGACUCGUCAGUGCAGUACUGCAGCUGGCCUGGUGUCACCUGCGGCAAGAGGCACGCAUCUCGUGUCACCAUCCUGGAUUUCGAUUCGGCCAACCUCAGUGGCCAGAUACCGCCAUGUGUUGGCAGCCUCACUUUCCUUAGGGCUAUCCACCUUCCAAACAACCAGCUGAACGGGCACAUCCCGCCAGAGCUCGGCAGCCUGAAUCGCCUCUUCUAUUUGAACCUCAGCUACAACCAUCUCAUGGGCAUGAUACCAAGCACUCUAUCCUCCUCCCGCCUCCAGUUCAUCGAUCUUUCAACCAAUCUCCUUGAAGGUGAGAUCCCCUCAAGUCUGGUGAGCAAUAAAACUUCACAACUGCAGGAGAUCUUCCUGAGCAACAACAAGCUACAUGGCAGAAUCCCAGAUGGGCUGGGUACACUCUCCAGCCUUUCAGCUCUACUUGUCGCCAACAACACGCUGACUGGAGGCAUCCCAGCUUUCCUUGCAAACAGUUCAUCGCUUGAAUUCCUAGAUCUAACAAACAACCAUCUCAGUGGGGAGAUUCCUUCCGCUCUUUUUAACAGCUCAUCGAUUGAAGUCCUAGGCCUUGGAGGCAAUAACUUUGUUGGGUCUGUGCCACCACUAGUGCAUAUCUUGUCACCACUAGAUACCCUGAUCCUAUCCAAUAACAAUCUCUCAGGUAGCAUACCUUCCUCUCUAGGAAAUUUUUCAGCUCUUACUUGGCUCUUGCUUUCACAAAACAACUUCCAAGGAGCCAUUCCAUCGAGUUUAGGCAUGAUUCCAAGCCUGGAACAAUUGGACCUGACUUUCAACAACCUGUCAGGGACUGUUCCAGCCUCUCUUUACCACAAAACAACACUUACAUACCUCGCCGUCGGCACCAACAGACUCAGUGGCCAAAUUCCAUAUGACAUAGGUUUUACCCUUCCAAACAUCCAAACACUGAUUCUGCAAGGAAAUCAUUUCCAAGGUCAGAUCCCUGCUUCACUAGGCAAUGCAACAAAUAUUCAGGUGUUGGACCUCCGUGACAAUUCAUUCCAAGGUACUAUUCCUUCUUUUGGGAACCUGUCCAGCUUAACUGAAUUGAAUCUUGGGAUGAAUCAGCUAGAAGCCGGAGACUGGUCAUUCUUGUCCUCAUUGGCAAAUUGCAGCCAGUUGGUUCUAUUAAACCUAGACAGGAACAUUCUUAAAGGAGAAUUACCUGUUUCCACUGGGAAUCUUCCAAGAAGUUUACAAGUAUUAUUGUUAAGAGAAAAUCAGAUAUCUGGAACCAUACCACCAGAGAUAGAGCACCUUACAAACCUUACCAUUCUUUACAUGGAAAAUAAUUUACUUGCUGGAAACCUCCCUGACUCCAUUGGAAACCUUCCAAACUUGUUUGUCCUUAGCUUAUCCCAAAACAAACUUUCUGGACAGGUUCCAUCAUCCAUUGGUAACCUCAACAAACUGAGUGAGCUCUAUUUACAAGAAAAUAAUUUCAGUGGCUUGAUCCCAAGAGCUUUAGGAUACUGCAAAAAUCUGGAAACUCUUAACCUCUCCUGUAAUGGCUUCACUGGUAGCAUACCGAAGGAGCUCUUCACCCUUUCCUUGCUUUCGGUAGGUCUGGACUUGUCUCACAAUGAACUAUCUGGAGAAAUACCAUUUGAGAUUGGCGGCUUGAUAAACCUCGACGUGCUGAAUAUUUCCAAUAACCAACUGAGUGGAACAAUCCCCUCCGCUCUAGGAUCCUGCGUGCACUUGGGGUCCCUCCACAUGGAAGGGAACCUUCUACAUGGGAAAAUCCCUGAAUCUUUCAUUAGUUUGAGAGGCAUCAGUGAGAUGGAUCUUUCUCGAAAUUACUUGUCUGGUGAAGUUCCUGAGUUCUUUGAGCUUUUCAGCUCUAUGAUGCUUCUCAAUUUGUCGUUCAACAAGCUCGAAGGACCGGUACCGACUGGUGGGAUAUUUCAGAACAUAGGAGAGGUUGUGUUCAUUGAAGGUAACAAGUUGUUGUGUGCCAGCAGUAUCCACUUGCCACAGCUUCCACUUUGCAGUGAAGUGAGAUCAAAAAACAGAAAAGCCUACGGUAUUCUGAAGAUAGCAGGAUUUACUGCUCUUUCCUUGGCCAUCUUCUCGUGCUUUGUCGUCGUUCUCUCGAAGAAGAGAAAGAAAGUUAAACAAGAAUCUCGUCCACCUUGCAAGGAGUUGAGGAAGUUCUCAUAUGCUGAUUUAGUCAUGGCAACAAAUGAUUUCUCUUUGGCCAACUUGAUUGGUUCUGGAAAAUCUGCAUCAGUCUACAAAGGUAGACCAGGGCUCGAAGAAGAUAUAGUUGCUAUCAAGGUUUUCAAACUCGAUCAACUUGGCGCACCAAAGAGCUUCGUUGCUGAGUGUGAAGCGCUGAGGAACACUCGUCAUCGCAAUCUUGUAAGGGUGAUUACUGCAUGCUCAACAUUUGAUCCAUCAGGACAUCCAUUCAAAGCUCUUAUUCUUGAAUAUAUGCUUAAUGGAAGCCUAGAGAGCUGGCUCUAUCCUAAUUUGAACAGGUAUGGGUUGAGAAGCCCUUUGAGUUUGGACACCAGAAUAACAAUAGCAAUGGAUGUAGCUUCCGCUUUGGAUUAUCUACACAACCAUUGUGUGCCCCCUGUGAUCCAUUGUGACUUAAAGCCCGGCAAUGUCCUUCUUGAUGAUGUCAUGUGUGCACGCCUUGCUGACUUCGGGUUAGCUAAAUUUCUUCAAAGCUAUAGUCAUCAAAGUUCGACAAGCUUAUUGGGACCAAGAGGAUCAAUUGGAUACAUUGCACCAGAGUACGGCUUGGGAAGCAAACUCUCAGCAGAAGGUGAUGUCUACAGCUAUGGAAUUAUUAUCUUACAACUGCUGACAGGGAAGUGUCCAACAGAUGAGAUGUUUACAAAUGGUUUGAACCUUCACAGAUUUGUGGAGAAUGCGUUUCCUCAAAAGAUUGGUGAGAUUCUAGAUCCUUGUAUCAUUCAAGGUUUUGAAGAUGAUGGUGAUGUGUACAACAAUUUGGAGCAAGGAAAUAAUGCAACAGCUGGAGUGGAAAGCUGCAUCCUGCAUCUUGUUAAACUCGGUCUCUCAUGCUCUGUGGAGACACCAAAGGAAAGACCAUCAACGCAGGAUGUUUAUACUGAGGUUAUCACAAUCAAAGAAACAUUUGCUGCGCUACGUGGAUGA